This is a messenger RNA of Thalassophryne amazonica, 4829 nucleotides long. RefSeq names its product RIMS-binding protein 2. The coding region runs from base 160 to 4581 and encodes 1473 amino acids. The record is from RefSeq and is a predicted model, not a curated record. Gene Ontology annotation, biological process: neuromuscular synaptic transmission. Lineage: Eukaryota; Metazoa; Chordata; Actinopteri; Batrachoidiformes; Batrachoididae. The transcript is spliced from 25 exons. Gene Ontology annotation, molecular function: protein binding.
UGGACACAGAUACACAUCAGCCUCUGGAGCUGGAGGGAGUACUGCCGAGGGCAACUGUGUGACAUGAGAACAGCAAACAGUGUGACUGAUCAUUAUGGGACUGAUCAUAAAACAGGACUCGUGUGAAUUCAUGACAGAAGAUGAAGCAGUUGUGCAGUGAUGAUGCGGGGUGACGCGUGCAACGUUAAUGUGGAGGAGCGGCUGAAACAAACUCAGAUGGAGCUGCAGUGGAUCCAAAGACAGCUGACCAUUAUUGCUGCUAGAAAUGUGCACAACCACCUGCACACCAAGGCCAAGUCAAGAUACAAUGUUUCAUCCCAUCAAGCUACAAGCAACUCGAAUCACAGCCUGAACAGAUUCCGACUGCUGGCGGAAAGAAAUCAAGCUCUGAACCUGGAAGUGGCCACCCUUCGCCAAGAGAAGCAGCAGUACAGAAAGCUGAAAACAAAGCUCCAUGCUGCCCUGCAGGAGAAAAAUCAUCUGAAUAUUGAGCUGAUUAACCGCCAACUGAAGCUAUCCAAGUAUGCACAGGUGCAGUCAGACUAUAAGCGGCUGAGGCAAACCUUUGCUGUUGUGAGCCAGGAGAGAGAGGUGGCCCAGCAGCAGAGGAGUCAGCUCCAAGACCAAGUGGAAAACCUGGAACGGGUUCUAAAGCAUAUGCAUGAGGUGGUUGAGCUGAAACAGCAGCUGCAAAUAGAGCAUGAUCAAACCUUGGUGGCACUUCAUAACAAGCAGAAGGAGAUCAGUCUAUUGCAAAGGGCUCGCCUUCAAGCUGACCACGAGCAUGAGGGAGCACUCCACCUGUUAGAGGUCAAGGUACAUGGCCUGGAGCAGAGAUGCCGGUUGCAGAGUGAACAUUUCCACCAGCUUUCCAAGGAGCUGUUGAGUUUCCAUUUGCAGUCAGAAUCUGUGAAUGCCCUUAAAAUUAAUCCCACCUUCAAGUCUUGCAUUUCUCAGCCUCCAAAAAAGAAACAAGGCAUCACUGGAUUGCUAACAGGACCAGACCCAGGCGAUGAGAGAUCUUCAAGUAAGCUACACGCGAUCUCUAAGUUCUUGCCCCGCGCGAAGCAGACUGGAGACAGAGCGAGACCAGAAGAGCUGUCUGUCAGAUCCAGCACCGUGACAACGGCGCGGCCCAGCAGUCCUCGACCUUUGACCCACUCAGAAAUGGAGGAUGAGACCAGCCCAUCACCCAGGUCCAAGCCUCGAUACACAGGCCAGGUCCGCCUUUGCACUGCUCGUUACAGCUACAAUCCGUAUGAUGGACCAAAUGAGCAUCCAGAAGCAGAGCUCCCCCUUGUGGCUGGAAAGUACCUUUAUGUGUAUGGAAACAUGGAUGAUGACGGGUUUUAUGAAGGGGAGCUUCUGGAUGGCCAGCGAGGACUUGUCCCUUCCAACUUUGUGGAGUUUGUCCAGGACAAAGAGAAACUAGCUCUUACUGCUGGAGAAGGAGGGGAUGACCUAGGCUCCCUAGACCAUGCACCUCUUAACCUUGUGGCAAUAGAUGGAGGUGGCUCCCAGGAUGGACUUCUGGUUUCAGCAAACACCUUGGUACCCUGUAGCAAUGGGACAGGCGGGUCCCUGGACCGUGAGGACCUGGCCGAAGACAUUGUGCCUUAUCCCCGAAAGAUCACUUUGAUCAAACAGCUGGCACGGAGUGUCAUUGUGGCCUGGGAACCUCCAGUAGUGCCUUUGGGCUGGGGCAACAUCUCUGGCUACAAUGUGUUGGUAGACAGGGAGCUCCGUGCCAGCAUGCCGUACAGCGGGAGGACCAAGUGUCUGCUGGAGAAGCUGGAUUUGGACGGCUGCGUGCAUCGCGUGUCGGUGCAGAGCGUUACCGACCACGGCGUGUCAGACGAGCUGCGCUGCACCUUGCUAGUGGGAGCCAAUGUGGUGGUGGCACCGUGCGGCCUGCGGGUCGAUGACAUCCAACGCGACACUGCUGAGCUCUCCUGGUUGCCUAGCAACAGUAACUAUGGUCACACUGUGUUCUUGGACGGGGUAGAGCAUGCAGCGGUAAAGCCAGGGAGGUACAGAUUACGCUUUGUUAACCUGAAACCCCUGACGGUGUACAAGGUGACGGUGGUGGCGCAGCCACACCAGGUGCCAUGGCAACUGCCACUGGAGCAGAGAGAGCGGAAAGAAGCUGGUGUGGAGUUCUGCACCCAGGCUGCAGGUCCAACACCUUAUUGCAGAGCAGGUCCUCCCCUGCCCCCCCAGGAUGUCCAGGUGCUCUGUGGUCAAGCUCCGGGGGUCCUUCAGGUGCGCUGGAAGCCUCCUAUCAUGUCCCCCACAGGCACCUCCAAUGGAGCCAACGUGAUUGGAUACGCAGUCUGCACCAAAGGACAGAAGAUAGCGGAGGUCUUGUACCCAAUGGCAGACUAUGUUACCGUAGAGCUGACCAGGAUUCAGUGCCUGGAGGCCAGGGAAGUCAUUGUCAGGACACUUUCGGUACAAGGCGAAUCCCAGGACUCACAAGUUGCCACCAUUCCAAACAACCUGCUAGUGCCUCUACCUCCUCUUGCGCUGCCUCCACCAAUGCACCCCCACGCAGGUGCCCCUCCACACCCCCAUGCUCAACCCCACAUACAGUCCCCUCACCUCCCGCAUCCCCAGCCCCAGCUACCCCUACCACCCCAGCCACAUGGACAGUCGCUAACACUCCACCCCCCACACCCACAACCCCAUCCUCGGCUACCACAUAUAGGUGGACUGCCACCACCCCAGCUCCGACCCCCGCACCCUCAGCCACAGCCCCUGCACCUUCAGCCUCACCCGUCCCACCAAGGUCCCAUGCCCCAGCACCAGCACCAGCUGCCGCUGCUGCCACACUCCCAACCCCACCCUGUACCUCAAAGACCAGUAAGUGCCAGAGACCUGGAUGCCAAAGAGCAGGCAGCCCACCACGGAGUAGCAAUUCCACCUAGCCAGCCUGGCUGGGACCUCACACGCUCUCCGUCUGCCCAACCUCCUUUGCCCAUGCAAGGACACACCCUAGAGGCUCCGCCCCCUGCCAAUCCCCGCUCCCUGUCCCCCCAGAGGAUCCUUCCGCAGCCUAGAGGCACACUUAUCCCGGAUACUGUGGCCAAAGCCAUCGCCCGAGAAGCAGCUCAAAGGGUGGCAGCAGAGAGUGGCAAGGGCGAAAGGAGACAGGCCAGGUAUGGCGAUCCGGGUCAGCCGUUCCACCAGCAUCACUCUGAUGAAGAAGAGGAGCACGACGAAGGGUUUACACGCAGCCGUCGAAGAGGACCCUCUGUGGACGAGUUCCUCAGAGGCUCCGAGUUGGGACGGCCGCCUCACUAUAGUCACAAUGAAGAUUAUCACAGCGAAAGCAGCCGGGGCUCUGACCUGUCUGACAUCAUGGAGGAGGAUGAGGAGGAGCUGUACUCUGAAAUGCAGCUGGAAGAGGGACGUCGGCGCAACUCGCACAACACUCCCAAGACAAACACUCCUGCUGGAGGCCGACAUGAUCGAGAGACGGGGAGAAGAAUUCACCACGGCGGUCCGCACCCCCAGAGACGACCCCUCGUGGUCCCUUCUAUUGAGGUAACCACUGAGAAUAACAUUGAGGGAAACCUCUCCCCCAUCCACGAGGAUGUUUACUAUGCCAGAGUAGCUCAACACAGGACGCAGUCAUCCCGUAGACACGUGGGUCGCACCAGGUCUCCCCAUGAUGGAUACUGGGACCGGGAUCGUCGCUCACCCACAUACUAUGAUGAGUCUGAGUCUGAGGAGUCAUUCCGCAUCUUCGUGGCCCUCUUCGACUAUGAUCCUCUCUCCAUGUCACCCAACCCAGACGCAGCAGACGAGGAGCUGCCCUUCAAAGAGGGACAGAUCAUUAGGGUGUAUGGAGAUAAAGAUACAGACGGUUUUUACAGAGGACAAGUGAGGGGUAGGAUGGGGCUGAUCCCUUGUAACAUGGUGUCAGAGAUCCGGGCGGAAGAUGAUGAAACCAUGGACCAGCUCAUCAAACAGGGCUUUUUACCACUCAGCACCCCUGUGGACAAAAUAGAGCAGAACAGGCGAGGCCUCCGUCGAGACCAGGCUUCGAGGAGGAUGGUGGCUCUGUACGACUACGAUCCACGAGAGAGCUCCCCGAACGUUGAUGUGGAGGCUGAGCUGACCUUCUGUGCUGGUGACAUCAUUGCAGUGUUUGGAGAUAUCGAUGAAGAUGGAUUCUAUUAUGGUGAGAUGAACGGCCACCGCGGUCUGGUUCCCUCAAACUUCCUGGAAGAAGUGCCUGAUGACGUGGAGGUGUAUCUGACGGACACUCCGUCCCACUACCCCCAGGAAGAGUCCGCCAGCCGGCCCCCUGCCAACCCUGCUGCCGGUGUCUCAGAGGGCAAACGGGUUGCCACAGAAACCACAAACACAGUUGACUGCAGUGACGCCACACCUGUCCGAGCACCAUCUCCAUUUGUGCGGCCCCUCCUGCCGGGUACCAUGAGGCCCCUCAGCCCUACAAGGGGCCCCCAUGCUCUGAUGGACCCCAGGGACCCCCAGGAUCUGGCUAACAAGAAGAAGAAAGGACUACUUUCCAAAGGGAAGAAGCUGCUGAAGAGACUCUCCCCUGUGAAAUAGAUGUGUACAUGUACAACACGUGCACAUGCUGGACUCUGUAUAUUGCAUCCAUACAAUCAACUCUGACCCAACAACAUAUGACAGAGAGGAAGAUAGCGCCACCUUCAGGACUGAGCCUAUAUAAAAUGAACACUAGCCAUUAUGUGGUGGAUACAAUUGUACAGUACAGUGCCAAAAUGAAGAGAGACGUCAUCUGACACAAAUAUAUAUUACUGUGAUGUAUUUUAAUUAAAAGGAUAAAUUUAAAA